UAACACGCGGUGAUGUAAACAAGGAAGUGUCUAAAGCAACCGAGCUUUCAUUAGACAAACAGAACUGAAACUUCACAGUUAAUGUAAGAUUUUAUUUCAUUUUCACAAGCAAAGAGGAAGUCUUUCACAUAUUUUAGGUGUACAUACUGGCCGUGUAAGAGUAAUAAAGCGUUUCUUUGUUAAUCUGUCUCACUCAAGUGGAACUGAAUAACAAUGGACGAAAGACACAAGAAGAUUCUCCAGCGAAACAGGAGCAAUCUGGUGAAAGGACUGGAUCCAUCAAACCUUUACGAUAGUCUUCUAGAGAAAGGAGUUUUCACCGAAGACAUGAUCGACGAGAUAAAGAGCUCUGGGACCAGACGUGAUCAAGCCCGACAGUUAGUCCGGGACUUAGAGACCCGUGGGAGCCGGGCCUUUCCUAUAUUUCUGGAGUGUCUUCAGGAAACAGGUCAGCACAGCCUGGCAGAGCUCCUCCAAGAUGGAGCUCCAUCAGUUCACAUCCGGCCUUCAGCCCCUCCUCAGGUAGUUCGUCCUCCUGUCAAGCCUCUUCCUGUUGUGUCUCCAAUGGAUAUUGAUAAGCCAAAAGUAGAAGUUGUUCCUAUUUCUCCUCUUUCUCCAAAACAGAAAACAAAUACCACUCCCACUCCAUCACCAGUAUACACAAGACCAAGACCACGACGGGAUAGUAUUCAGUGUUAUAAAAUGGAUGCCAGCCCAUGUGGACAUUGCCUCAUCAUAAACAAUGUGGAGUUUGACCCUCGCAGUGAGCUUAGCAACCGCACAGGCUCCAACAUAGACUGUGACAAGCUGGAAAGACGGUUCAAAGCACUCAAUUUUAUUGUGGAAGUCAAGGCAAACCUGAAACAAAGACAAAUCAAGCAUCAACUGUCAGCUUUAUCAAAGAAAGACCAUUCCCAGUUCGACUGCUGUGUAGUUAUCAUGCUUUCUCAUGGUACAGAGGUGAGUCACAGCCGCUUCCCUGGUGCUGUGUAUGGAGUUGAUGGACAGCACAUCCCUGUUCAGUACAUAACAAACUAUCUUAAUGGACAGCACUGCCCGUCUUUACAAGGAAAACCCAAACUGUUUUUCAUCCAGGCCUGUGGAGGAGGUGAAAAAGACACAGGUUUUGAGGUGUCCCCUGAUGAGGUCGAGCCAUCCUUUGGUGGAGAGGACGACCAGACGGAUGCUAUUCCCAUGUCAUCCAGCAGCGACUCUUUGAGUAUGUCCGAUGAGCCAGACGCCAGAGCCACGCUGCCCACACCCAGUGACAUUCUAGUGUCCUACUCAACUUUUCCAGGCUAUGUGUCUUGGAGAGACACUCAGUCUGGUUCCUGGUAUGUCGAGACACUGGACCGCAUCCUUGAGGAAAGUGCCAGCAUCAAUGACUUGGUCACAAUGUUGAUGAUGGUUAACCAUGAGGUCUCCCAGAACUCUGCAAAAGGUCUCUACAAGCAAAUGCCUGGUUCCUUUAACUUCCUCCGUAAACUUCUCUACUUUCAAACCCAAGCAUGAAUGCAAAACUCAGGUUGUCAUUCAAGCUGCAGAACGUAAAAUCAAAUGGAGAAAUGCCAGAGUUUGACAUACCUGCCCAGUUCCCUUGCAGCUCUGUCCCAUCAGUCCAACUCAGGAGACUAAAUAUAAAUGUAGAUGGCUUAAAAUCUUUUCAUGCCGUUAUGGAAAAGUGAAGUUACUUUUUCACACAUCCAUAUCAAAAGAGUAGAUCAGUAGAGUCAUAACCAGGUAAUCAGUGAUUGGUAAUUACAGCUGUCAAUCAAGUAUUCAACCCUCCUACCUAACUGAAAACACCUAUAUUCUACAGCUCAAAAUCAUAGGGAGGGAGUAGAUGCCUUAACAAAGCUGCAACAAUUUACAAAGUUUGAUCUUUAUCAAAACAGUUAUGUUUUACUGUGAAAUUUUGUCUGUCAUGUCUAAGUGUGGUUGCUAAGGUGUUAGCUUUUUUAAAUGGAACAUUUUGUAAUUGGAAAUCUAAAUAUUUUCUUCUAGGUUCACUAUUAUAUUAUCAACACAUCCAGCUGAUGGUUUUCAUAAAAGUAAAUGAUAUUUUCAAGAUGUACUUUUUACAGUGACUCAGUCUUCUAGUUGUAAUUGUUUUUAUUAUAGGAAUCUGUUAAAUUGUUGGAUAAGGGGAAAAAAAUGUGUAUGUUAAAAGUAAGUGUGUUUUAUGAGAGACAUAAAAGAAACAAUGAUCUUCAGUGCAUGUUUUUUUUUCAUACCUUCUGAACAGUUUAUUUUUGGUAUGUAAAAGUGUUCUCUUCAGCUGCAUAGACCAGCUGCAGACACUGCAUUACAGUUACUCAAGUGCAAUAAAUAAUGAACCUGAA
This is a messenger RNA of Sphaeramia orbicularis (orbiculate cardinalfish), 2342 nucleotides long. It is a transcript of the gene casp9, whose product is annotated as caspase 9, apoptosis-related cysteine peptidase. Gene Ontology annotation, molecular function: cysteine-type endopeptidase activity. NCBI's taxonomy places the organism in Eukaryota, Metazoa, Chordata, Actinopteri, Kurtiformes, Apogonidae. The transcript is spliced from 10 exons. The record is from RefSeq and is a predicted model, not a curated record. The coding region runs from base 214 to 1512 and encodes 432 amino acids. Gene Ontology annotation, biological process: regulation of apoptotic process; proteolysis.